AUGAGUAAUAAAAAACCUCCUAUACCACAGUGUCCUACAUUACCAGUAGAAGAAGAAAUCGAAGAAGAUUUAAAAACAAUAGACGAAACAGAAGCUCCACUGUUGACAGAUGAUGCUAAAGUUUUAUUAGAAUCUAUCGGGACUGAAGUAAUUAAAAAUGAUACACAAGAAACAGCUCAAAAGCUCGUUGAUAACGUGGAUGAAUUAGAACAAACAAUUAGUACAUUGGAUAAGAAGCAUAAUGCAUUGAUGACUUGUGAGAAAGAAUUGGAAGAAAUUGAAGAAGAAAUAGAUAAACAGAUUAAAGAAAUGAAUAACUACAUAUCUGAAAUUCAAUCAAAUGCUACUCCUGCAGUAAAGUAA
Molecule: messenger RNA, 363 nt
Organism: Macrosiphum euphorbiae (potato aphid)
Lineage: Eukaryota; Metazoa; Arthropoda; Insecta; Hemiptera; Aphididae
Source: the annotation of a GenBank genome assembly